This is a messenger RNA of Pelagomonas calceolata, 2738 nucleotides long. Lineage: Eukaryota; Pelagophyceae; Pelagomonadales; Pelagomonadaceae. The record is from the annotation of a GenBank genome assembly.
AUGGACAACAACAACGGCAGAGGCGGAGGCGGGCGCGGUCGCGGCGGCAAGGGCCAGAAGCGUAGGAGGCGCGGCGGCGGCCGCGGCCGCGGUGGCAAGGGCGGCGGCGACGCGCCGCCGAAGCCGCCGCGCAAGCAGCAGAACACGGACGGCCGACCGAAGCCGCACGCCGCGCCGCCGGCGCCGCCGGCGCCGCACGCUUCCGCUAGAACUUCGAGCACGACGCGGGCCCACCUGACGGGCGUCGCGUUCGCCACCUUGCAAGGCGUCGUGUCGCCCAACACGUUACGAGCCAUUGAUGAAGUCCUGGGCUACCCGACGAUGACCCAGGUCCAGCAACAAGCCCUACCGGUCUGCGCGCGCGGCGGAGACGUCGUCGCCAAGGCGAAGACGGGCACGGGCAAGACGCUCGCGUUCAUGGUGCCCUCUGUGGAUAGGGCGGCCGCGUCCAAGCCUCACCGUAGAGGGUUAUCCGCUCUGGUGUUGUCUCCCACGCGGGAACUCGCCGCCCAGACCGUCGAGGAGGGGAAAUUGCUCGCGACGUUCCACGGUCUAAGAGUAGCGUGCGUGUUCGGCGGCACGAAGAUCCAGAAGGACUAUAAUGAACUUGGGUUGCGAGGCGGGAGAGCCCCCGACAUUCUCGUGGCGACGCCGGGGCGGCUGAACGACCACCUCGAGAACACGCAGGGCGUCGCGCCGGGCAUCUGCGAUAGCCUCGAAACGCUCGUUUUCGACGAGGCGGACCAGUUGCUGGACAUGGGCUUCCGCCCGGCCAUCGAAAAGAUCCUGCGGGCUAUUGAAUCCACCAAACUGACGCGCCAAACUUUGUUAUUUAGCGCGACGAUGCCUGACGACGUCGCGUCGAUCGCUAGAUUAGCGAUGAAGUCGCCGCAGUACCACUUCGUGGACACGGUCGGCGAAGAACAACAAACCCACGUCAAUGUCCCUCAAAGAGCGACGAUCUGCGAGACGCAGAAGGGCUGCGCCGCGGAACUCAUCGCGGUCUUGAACGAUGCUUGUAGUGACCCGGAGCACAAGGUCAUCGCCUUCUUCACGACGGCUCGGUUAACCCAAUUCUACGCCGAAUUGUGUUUGGAACUGGCGAAGGACCCGACGUGUGCUUUCUUGAGACACACGAAGAUUUUGGAGAUCCACUCGCGGAAGUCCCAAAGUCACCGCACGAAGGUCUCGGAUAUUUUCAGAAAUAGCGUCGGAGGGGCCUGCCUACUCACGAGCGACGUGACGGCGCGGGGCAUGGACUACCCCGACGUCACGCGCGUCAUCCAGGUGGGCCUGCCGUCCGACGCGGCGCAGUACGUCCAUCGCCUGGGACGGACGGCGAGAGCGGGCAAGCAGGGGUCCGGCGAUCUCAUAUUAUGCCGGACCGAGGCCUUCUUUUUAAAUGAUGCGAAAAUCCGGGCGUUGCCGCUCCAGCAGCUCGUCCAGGGCUCUCCAACAGUGCAGCUCGAGACCGCUUUAUAUGAAGCGGCGCGGCGCCUGCCGCCCGAGACGACGGGCGCCUCCUACCAGGCCUGGCUCGGCUUCUACAAUUCUUUUUUGAGGCGGUUGCGGUGGGACAAGGAGCGCCUCGUCGAAGAGGCCAACGUCUUCGCGGAGGAGGUCCUGGCCCUGCCGGGGCCGCCUCCUUUGCAAGCCAAGACCGUCGGCAAGAUGGGCCUCAAGGGCGUGCGCGGCCUGAACGUCCUCAAGGGCCCGCCCGGCAACCCCCCGGGCUCGGGCCGCGGGCGCGGCGGCGGCGGCGGCAAGGGCCGGCGCUGGUAGGUCGUUUCGUCCUCGUUCGUCUACAUAAGAUACUUCGUUUCCGUACUUUGAUCACCUGAAAUGUAGUUUCUUAGUAAUCCCCAACGUGGAACGCGAACUCGACGAUCAUACCAAGGAGCGUGAAGCGGCUGGUUGAAAGAGGUUGCGCUUUAAAACAUACCUUCCAUCCUAGCUCCGCCGUUCAGAUAAUCUCGUCUGGCGAGUACUUUAGGUCGCCGCGACGCCCCACAAUCAAAACAGGUUUCAUUCACAAAUCCGACCUCAUAGCGCUCCAAUCAGGCUUCACCGUUUUUACAGUGCGUCAGUCAGCCUUCGCCUCCGCGCUCGUCGGGCGUGCGUCGACGCGACGUCUCGAUUCAAGGUGGAGCUCUGAGCUCGACCUGGCUUUUGAGUCUACGCGCGCGCCCGCGUCGUCGCCGAGAGGUUGCUCGAUUUGCACGCAGGCGGAACACAUAACUCACCCAUGUCCCGGUCUCCGAGUCGCUCCCGCUCUCGCGACCGCGGGUGCCACAUCCCGUACCACGAGCCGCCGAAGGGCGGCAAGGCGUGGAAGUUCGUCGCCGACCCCGCCCUCAAGAAGAACGUCAGCCCGCAAGCGAGCGCGACGCUCACGGCCCUCAAGAAGACGUACAAAUCGCUCCAGGGCGCCGUCGACGCCGGCUGGCGCUUCGUCGACGGCGACGGCGUCGACGUCAAGCCGGGCAAGAUGUCGGGGCCCCACUCUGCGUGGAAAUCAACCAGUGAGUUACGCUAUUCCACGCCAUCGAGCAGACACGGUCGCGGGGAAAACGUAGGAAUCGCCACGCCAUCGAGCAGACGCAGCUACGGAGACAACAUCGCGUCGAUGGCGUGGGGCGCGCAAAAUUUGAUUUCCACACAGGCCUCACUUCUUCAUCGAGCCGGGGGGCUCGGUCGCCAUGUCGUCGACCACGGCGCUGCACGCGGUCAACGAGUAA